UAUUUAAAUUACAACUAGACUUUGCAAGAUAAGGUAGUUUAGAAAGGCAUUCAACACCAAUUUGAACUAUCAUAAAUAGCUUGAAGUAAAAUAGUUCACUGCGAAAAAUAGAUCUGCAGGAUGCUUAGUUUGAAAUCUAUCUUAAAACCAUACAGAACCACUUCAGAUCCACUAGAGUAUCUAUUAUAAAAAAGACAGACUGUAGCAAGUGUUGGUGAGAAUGGGGAAAGUGGAAACCUCAGACAUUGUUGAUGAGAUGUAAAAUGGCACAGCCACUUUGUAAAACAGUUUGACAGUUCCCUUUUUCCUCUUUUUUAAAUGUCCUUUAUAAAUUCUGAGAUGAUAUAUUCACGUACAAAGUAAAGUUAUAAUUGUUCCUUUAAACCUAGUCCUUCUUUUCACACAGAAUCCUGUCAUUCAAAUCUUUCUGCACUGGGACAAACAACUGAGGAUAUCUGACAAGGAAUCAAAUAGUGAAAAAGCAAGCAUGAAGUUUUCAAGCUUGUAUUGUUUUCUUCUGCUUCUCAUUUUUCAAACUGACUUUGGACAAAAUGAAGAAACUUCUAGGAAGGAAAGAAGGAAGAUGUAUUAUAGAAGACAGAGAAAAAGUUCCUCGCUCAACCACAGACCCAGUAGACAGCUUGGAAUUCAGCAAAUGAGGAUAGUUACACCAGCAGCAACACUUCCCAUGGUUAACUUGGAUUACAGUACGGAGGAAAAGUUUGAAUCCUUUUUAAGAUUUCCCGGAGUAGAAUCAAGCUAUAAUGUGUUACCAGGAAAGAAAGGACACUGUUUGGCAAAUGGGAUGACCAUGUAUAACAAAGCUGUAUGGUCUCCUGAGCCCUGCACUACGUGCCUCUGCUCGAAUGGAAGAGUCCUUUGUGAUGAGACCAAGUGCCGCCCUCAGAUGUGCCCCCAAACAGUUAUACCUGAAGGAGAAUGCUGCCCUGUCUGCUCUGAUACUGAACAAAGAGAACCUACCAGUUUACUUCAUAAGCAACAGCCGUCUCCUUGGGUGGAAAUGCAUCAAGCACUGAGAAAAGAGGAACUUCAAUUUGAGGAGGAUGAAGAAGAAAUUAAACAAGAUGAAGAUAGGGAGCAAAAGGAAAAGAUCCCUAGACCUGGAGAUUGGGGGAGACCUCCCAAUGAGGGACAGAGCAGAGAAGGGGGAGAGCAGAGACCUGGAGAGGAGGGGAGGCAGGCCGAUCAGCACAGAAACCCAGCAAGGGAGAAUGAGGAUGAGGAUGAGGACGAGGACGACGAUGACGAUAACGAUGACACCAUCAGAGGAGAUAUGUUCAGGAUGCCCUCUCAACUCCCAAUCCCAGGUACCCCCAGAGGCAUACCACCUCUGCCAAGCGGGUGCUCUCUGUCAUACAAAACCAUCUCCUGUAUCAGCGCCGACCUCACACAAAUACCACCUCUAACAGCACCAGAGAUAACAAGUCUGGAGCUCAUAGGCAAUUCUAUCACCUCCAUUCCAGAUGAAGCAUUUAAUGGAUUACCGAAUUUGGAAAGGCUUGAUCUGAGCAAAAAUAAUAUCACCUCUUCAGGCAUAGGUCCAAAAGCAUUCAAGCUUCUAGAGAAUUUAAUGCGCCUGAAUAUGGAUGGAAACAAUUUGGUAGCGAUUCCUUCAGAACUACCACCUACAUUAGAAGAACUUAAAAUCAAUGAGAACAAUCUUCAGGUUAUUGAUGAAGAAAGUUUAUCAGACUUAAAUCAAUUGGUCACCUUAGAAUUGGAAAGAAACAGUCUCAGUGAAACCAAUGUCAAUUCUUUAGCUUUCAAACCUUUGAAGAGCCUAUCCUACCUGCGUCUGGGAAGAAAUAAAUUUAGAAUCAUACCACAGGGUCUUCCUGCUUCUAUUGAGGAAUUAUACCUAGAAAAUAACCAAAUUGAAGAAAUAACUGAAAUUUCUUUUAAUCAUACCAGAAAGAUCAAUGUCAUUGUACUACGUUAUAAUAAAAUUGAAGAAAAUAGAAUUGCUCCUUUAGCCUGGAUAAAUCAAGAAAAUCUAGAAUCAAUUGACCUCUCCUACAACAAGCUCUACCACGUCCCCUCCUAUCUACCCAAGUCGCUGCUGCACCUUGUGCUCAUCGGCAACCAGAUAGAGCGCAUCCCUGGCUUUGUGUUUGGCCACAUGGAACCAGGUCUGGAAUACCUGUACCUGUCAUUUAAUAAACUUGUGGAUGAUGGCAUAGACCAAGUUUCCUUCUAUGGGGCUUAUCAUUCUCUGCGAGAGCUGUUUCUGGAUCAUAAUGAAUUAAAAUCUAUACCACCUGGGGUACAAGAAAUGAAAGCACUACAUUUUCUGAGAUUGAACAACAACAAGAUACGGAAUAUUCUUCCAGAACAAAUUUGCAAUUCUGAAGAAGAUGGUGAUUCAACCCUGGAACAUCUUCAUCUUGAAAACAACUAUAUUAAAACAAGAGAAAUAUCAUCCUAUGCAUUUUCAUGCAUAAGAUCAUAUUCAAAUGUCAUUCUUAAACCACAAAAUAUCAAGUAAUUCCACGUUUUUCUUUGUC
Messenger RNA from Kogia breviceps (pygmy sperm whale), 2525 nucleotides. Lineage: Eukaryota; Metazoa; Chordata; Mammalia; Artiodactyla; Physeteridae. The record is from RefSeq and is a predicted model, not a curated record.